AUGCCCGUCUCCAAUUUCUCAGCCCCCGAGAAAUACUCCUACCUGAACGGCUUCGGCUCCUAUCACGAAACCGAAGCUAUCAAGGGUGCUCUUCCCGUCGCACAGAACUCGCCCCAGAAGCCCCCACUGGGCCUCUACGCUGAGAAGCUCUCCGGAACAGCCUUUACCGCUCCCAGGCACGAGAACCAGCAAUCAUGGCUCUAUCGAAUCCUGCCCUCGGCCGCACAUGAGCCAUUCGAGGAUGUAGACCCUUCCACAUAUCACACGUCGCUGACCAAGGACGCCUCGUCACUGCGCCAGAUCCCCAAUCAGCUCCGCUGGAACCCAUUCGAUCUCGAUGAGAAUGUCGACUGGGUGCGUGGAUUGCAUUUGGUCGCAGGUGCCGGUGACCCAACGACCAAGACCGGUUUGGGCAUCCUGCUUUUCGCUGCCGGCAAAGACAUGGGCAACGAAGCCUUUUAUUCCGCCGAUGGUGACUUCCUGAUCGUUGCCCAGCACGGUGUCUUGGAUAUUCAGACAGAAUUGGGCCGCAUUCUCGUGCGACCAAAUGAGAUCUGCAUUAUCCCUCGUGGUAUCAGAUACCGUGUGACCCUCCCUGAAGGCCCGGUCCGUGGCUACAUCUGUGAGCUCUACCAGGGUCACUACCAGCUCCCUGAACUUGGCCCCAUCGGCUCCAACUGUCUCGCCAAUGCCCGUGAUUUCCAGGCUCCCACGGCUUAUUUCGAGGACGAAGGCGAAGAACCCACCGAAUGGAAACUCAUUAGCAAAUUCAACAACAACCUCUUCUGCGCCAAACAAAACCACACCCCCUUCGACGUUGUCGCCUGGCACGGCAACUACUACCCAUACAAAUACGACCUCGGCCGCUUCAACACCAUUGGCUCCAUCUCCUACGACCAUCCCGAUCCCUCCAUCUUCACCGUCCUCACCGGCCCCUCAGAUCACGUCGGCACCGCAAUUGCUGACUUUGUCAUCUUCCCUCCGCGCUGGCUUGUCGCCGAGGAUACCUUCCGCCCUCCGUGGUACCACCGCAACACCAUGUCUGAAUUCAUGGGUUUGAUUUGCGGAGACUAUGAUGCCAAAGUGGGCGGUGGCUUCAGACCCGCGGGAGCCAGUUUACAUAACGUCAUGAGCUCCCACGGCCCUGAUGCCUCAGCGCACGAGGGUGCUAGUAACAUGGAAUUGGUGCCGAAGAAGGUCGGCGAAGGGAGCAUGGCAUUCAUGUUUGAGAGUUGCCUGAUGGUUGGUGUCUCUGAAUGGGGCCUCAAGACCUGCGAGAAGGUGCAGGAAGAUUACAAUGACGAGAGCUGGACUCCAUUGAAGAGACACUUCAAGAACCCGGAAAAGAACUAA
Uncinocarpus reesii 1704 is the source of this 1353-nucleotide messenger RNA. RefSeq names its product homogentisate 1,2-dioxygenase. The coding region runs from base 1 to 1353 and encodes 450 amino acids. Gene Ontology annotation, biological process: L-phenylalanine catabolic process. The record is from RefSeq and is a predicted model, not a curated record. The transcript is spliced from 4 exons. Gene Ontology annotation, molecular function: homogentisate 1,2-dioxygenase activity. Gene Ontology annotation, cellular component: cytoplasm. Lineage: Eukaryota; Fungi; Ascomycota; Eurotiomycetes; Onygenales; Onygenaceae.